ACAAAUCAAAAGAGCGACGUAUAAACUGCCUACAUGUUUGUACUUUUUUGUUAAUGUUGAGAAUCUAAGUAAGUUCAGUACUGCUUGUCAACCAGGAAGGACCGUUUUAACCCAGAAGCGCUAACAUGUCUUACUCCCGGAAGUAGACGUGGCACUGAUUAUGAUCCUUCCGGAUUUAGUGUUGUCAAGCGAACCAUCACUGGUGCAGGUGCUGAUAUCUGAAAUCUAUACUACAGCCUUUGUAACCAGCGAUUUUUAAUUUUUAUUUUAUUUACUUAACUACCCGGAUGUAGGUACAGAAUAGUUGUUUUAAAUAGCAACAGGGCGUCAUUAGUUAAAAAUGUGUAAGUUUGCAGAGGGCAGAGUGUGGGCAUUUUUCUGGGGUAUCUUGGAAGUAUGGUGGGUGAUCGCAUCGACUGCCCGGGUUGCAACGUCGCCUCUCACAGAUGACAUCCCCUUCAGGAUUAGCUGGCCUGGAUCAGAAUUCACAAUGCCAAAAACUGGUGUCCUAUACAGAGAGGAUGACUAUGUUAUCAUGACAACGACCGAUAAAGAAAAGUAUAAGUGCAUGCUUCCUUCACUGGCAAGUGGAGAUGAGGAUGAUGAUAAGAAUUACAGCGGCCCAAACCCUGCAGCACUCCUAGAGCCACUGUUUAAACAAAGCAGUUGCUCAUACAGAAUUGAAUCUUACUGGACAUAUGAAGUGUGCCAUGGGAAGCAUGUUCGCCAGUACCAUGAAGAGAAGGAGACUGGGCAGAAAAUUAAUAUUCAAGAAUAUUACCUUGGAAUUAUGGUUAAAAAGAGUGAACCAGCCACAGCAGAAACAGAACCUGAAAAAACAGAAGAAAGUGAAAAAGGGAUUCCUACCAAAAAUGUUGAAGGCCAGAUGACUCCAUAUUACCCCUUGGAGAUGGGGAAUGGUACACCCUGCACGCUGAAACAGCAUCACCCCCGAUCAAGCACAGUCAUGUACGUCUGCCACCCUGAUGCUAAACAUGAGAUCCACUCCAUAGCUGAAAUCACCACCUGUGAAUAUGAAGUUGUGGUGCUCACCGCACUGUUAUGCAGCCAUCCUAAAUACAGAUUUAAAUCCUCUCCUGUGAAUGACAUCUUCUGCCAGUCACUCCAGGGAUCACCACUGAGGCCACAGAGCCUCACCCAGCUAGACAGAGAGCAGCAGGAUCUGAUGAAACCAGACUUCAUCAGCAGGGACAAAGAGGAAGAGACCUCCUCAGUAAGAGAAGAACGAUUCAGUGCCACCCACAAGCCCAUCAGUGUCGGAGGCCAGCAGCAGGUGACUGUUGGAACCACGCACAUCUCCAAACUGACUGACGAGCAGCUCGUUAAGGAGUUUCUCAGCGGGUCCUACUGUCUCCACGGGGGUGUGGGAUGGUGGAAGUAUGAAUUCUGUUAUGGAAAACAUGUGCACCAGUACCAUGAGGACAAGGAGUCUGGAAAGACCAUUUUAGUUGUGGGCACCUGGAAUCAGGAAGACCAUUUAGGAUGGGCAAAGAAAAACGUAGCUCGAUCCUACCAGCUAAAAGAGGAUGAUGUGCAGAAAGUAAAGGUUGUCUCUCAUUUCUAUGGCAAUGGAGAUGUUUGUGAUUUAACAGGGAAACCCAGAGAAGUGAUCGUAAAACUUAAAUGCAAAGAGUCUGAAUCCCCCCAUGCUGUCACGAUUUACAUGCUUGAACCACAAGCCUGUCAAUACAUCCUUGGGGUGGAGUCCCCAGUUAUCUGUAAAAUUUUAGACACUGCAGAUGAAAAUGGAAUGCUGUCAGUACCCAUUUAAACCAGACCUCCGUGUCACAUUCACAUAGAGAAUGCUGCGGGAAUCAACCCUCAACUGAUUUGUACUGAAGUGUUUUUUUAUUUUAUUAUUUUUGUUGGAUUUAAUGCUUUCAGUCCCUACCAUUUUAAAGAGGAAAACACAAGUUUCAAGGGAGUAACUCCUCCCCCUCCCAAAUGAACUGCACAGCUAAUACGCUUGAAAGAUUGUGUGUGUAUAUACUGUACUAGUGUAAAUAAAUUAAAAAGGCUUAUUUUGGAAGCAUAAACAUUGAUUGAAUUAAAUAUACUAUAUAAUAACAUGUAUAUUUAAGGCCAUUGCAGUGUUCAUUUAUUGAAAGAUCUGAACAGUUUCGGGACCGAUAGUAAUGCUGCAUUUUUAAUACCACUAGUAGCUCUAGCAUAAAAAGCAUAAACUCCUCCCUUGGCCUAAGGAUGAAAAGUUAAAUAUAUGUUGUUCACAUUUUAUGUUUGUGAUGUUAAAGGUUGCUCCUGUGGACUUUUAAGCCACAAUACAUUUGAGCUGCCUGUCCAAAUACAGAGAUAACACCAGUGGUUACUGCUGAACUGCCAGGUGUUUUUCUGUAUUAACAAGGCUAUGUAGAACAUUGCCACUGUGUGGCUGAACACUGUAAGUUCAUAAACAACAGUCCAAGUUUCCCAUGUCACAUCACAUAAACACCUGAUAGUGAAAAAAACAGACCUGGAAUUUGAAAGUUUUACAAACACUGAAUAAAAUCCCUGAAAUGUUAUUAAUUCUUCUGUCACUGACUUCUAUCCUAUAUCUAACUUGAAUGGUAAUUCUUUUAAACAGGGAUUUUUACGAAAAACAAUUGGUGGGUAAGGUUUGCUGUAUAAAUCACUUCCUGAAUAAAACAAUGCUAGAACAUUGUGUGAACUGGCUGGGUCUUUGUGGGCAGACUCAUUUAAACGAGUCCCUCAAAUGGACUGCUUGACGUAUAAAUAAGCAUAAACAUGGUCUCUGCUACAUAGGUGUUGUUUUUUGGUUUAAAUUAUUUAGCUGUUUAUGAAAUAAAGUAAUUGUUUUAACCUC
Molecule: messenger RNA, 2842 nt
Organism: Acipenser ruthenus (sterlet)
Lineage: Eukaryota; Metazoa; Chordata; Actinopteri; Acipenseriformes; Acipenseridae
Product: endoplasmic reticulum lectin 1-like
Exons: 14
Coding region: 341-1792 (483 amino acids)
Biological process (GO): retrograde protein transport, ER to cytosol; endoplasmic reticulum unfolded protein response
Cellular component (GO): endoplasmic reticulum lumen
Source: RefSeq, a predicted model, not a curated record